AUGGUCAAUGGCAAACGAACGGCCGAUGCUGCGGUCGCCGACAAGGCCGCAGACAGCGACGCUGUCUAUGUAAGCAAGCGCUCGCGCGUGUCGCGCGCCUGCGAUCAAUGUCGCUCCAAUCGCGAACGCUGCGACGGGGCCAAGCCAUGCCAGACGUGCAUAACGCAAUCGCGAGGAUGCUCCUACGAGGCGACGCCGAAGAAGCGUGGGAUUCAGCCAAACUACAUUCGCACCCUCGAGGUCACUCUGGCCUGGCUGUUCCACACCUAUCCGCAGGCGGAGCUCGGCUUGACGAGCAGUUUGACCCACGACGACGGCGAUGCGGGUAAAGCCAUAGGGUGGAAAGAAUCCAAGACGGCCGAGGCCCUGCACCAGGCGUGGAGGAAGUCUCCAUUACCAAAGCAACUCGAUCAAUUGCUCUCGGGCGAGCCGGUCACCACCGAAGGCGAAUAUAUUGGAGGCAGUACGACCAUGAAUGACGUGAACAACACCGGCUUGGCCUUGUCUCCGCCAUCUCGAACGACUUCCCUGGACCUGCAUCCUCCCUCGAGAGCGGCUGCUAAUCUCGACGAGAUACUGACAUCCAACCCUGGCCCCCGUCUCUCAGCGCCUGGAACUGCUCCCGUCCUUGUGAAACUUCCCGAGAAUGCGUGGGAGUUAUUAGAGUACUACUUCGCCUUCACCAAUGCUUGGCUGCCAGUCACCGAAAAGCACAUUCAGCUUAAGCUUAUGUACACCUAUCCCCGCGAGGGCCUGACCGGCGACCAGAUUCGUGCACCGGAGCACGCAGAGCUUUGGAGUAUCUUGGCCUUGGCGUCCUCGCAAACCUCUUCUGACCCCGAGCAAUCUCGUUGGAUACGAGACACAGCCGAGAGUCUGAUCCCUACAGUCGGCAAAGACACCGCUUACGAGAUUCCGCACAUCAGAGCACUGCUCGUAAUGGUGCUGCUUGACAUGAGCGAGCAGCGUACACUGGCUGCAUGGCUACGGAUCGGCAGCGUCGUCUCACUACUGCUUCUCUUCCGACUUAUGAACAAAUUGGGACAAACAACGAAAUGGUGCCGACAUUUGCAGCUAGCCGCCUUUGUUCUGGAGAGCGCGCUUGCGUGUCACUUGAGAGUACCUACGCAUCUUCGACACUCGUAUGUCAAUCAAGUAGGCUUUGUGGAAGAAGACGGGCUCGAGGAGUGGUCGCCGUGGUACGAUCCAAUGACUUAUGCUCCGGAAUCAGGCCUGAAACCUCCAAUCAGGGCGCUGAGCACGCUGAAUGCACUUGUGCGGAUCGCAUUGACCUCGCUGGCCAACAACGACACUGAUCUCACCGGUGCUGCCGCUGCGGAAAGCUCGGCAGGGUCGGGUAUUAUGGUCGUUUUUUCUUUGCUGGAAAACGCCUCUUCCAAACACACAAGAGUGCAGCCAUGCCUGCUCCUUGGCCAGACUGGGUACCAAGGCGUCUUGUCCACGACGGCGAUGCAGUCCCAUGAUCAGAGUGACUUGGUCAGACCAACAGCCGAUCAAAUUAGUACGAUGCUCUCUGGCAUGACGCCUACACCGCUUCAACCCCUGGGUAUCGCCGACUUUCAAAGUCCCCAGCUGAGAACGCAUUCGCCAGCCGGUGGGCAUAUCGAAUCGGUCCACGAUGUCGCGUUACUGGCAUAUCCCCACGCAGCUACCUCUCAGGCUGGGUUUGACGGAAGCACAUUUGGAAGCUUCCCAACGCCCGUGAAUGUGUUUGAGGAGUUUGAUGACAUACUGGAACACGAGGAUGCGGGUCAGCAGUCGCAAUUCUAUAAGAAUCUUGGCUUUGCGCCCGAUGUGGUACUUGCAGAGUUCUUUGGCGAAGACUACCAGCCUACGGACCCUUUACUCGCGUACUUGAAUCCUUCACUAUACGGAAUGGAGCAGCGGUUGGCUGGAGGGACAUCCUGGCCGGACGCUAUCGGCAGGGGAUGA
Neohortaea acidophila is the source of this 1953-nucleotide messenger RNA. RefSeq lists its product as uncharacterized. Gene Ontology annotation, biological process: DNA-templated transcription; positive regulation of transcription by RNA polymerase II. The transcript has a single exon. The record is from RefSeq and is a predicted model, not a curated record. Bases 1 to 1953 code for a protein of 650 amino acids. Lineage: Eukaryota; Fungi; Ascomycota; Dothideomycetes; Mycosphaerellales; Teratosphaeriaceae. Gene Ontology annotation, molecular function: DNA-binding transcription factor activity, RNA polymerase II-specific; DNA binding; zinc ion binding.